This is a messenger RNA of Austrofundulus limnaeus, 666 nucleotides long. It is a transcript of the gene minar2, whose product is annotated as membrane integral NOTCH2 associated receptor 2. The coding region runs from base 64 to 660 and encodes 198 amino acids. The record is from RefSeq and is a predicted model, not a curated record. Lineage: Eukaryota; Metazoa; Chordata; Actinopteri; Cyprinodontiformes; Rivulidae. The transcript has 3 exons.
UGCUUCAAGUUAAAGGCUGCUGCAGGUCAAGCGUUAAGUGUGGCCUGAAACAGCAGAGCCAACAUGGACAUCUCUGUUCUACCCAAUAACAACCACCCCGAGAAGUUUCUCCAGCUGGAUGUCGGCACGUUGGACACCAAACAAGGCAUGUACCAGGUCGGAGCAUUCAUGUCCGGUCAGAGGCGGUGGCAGAACAGGGUCUACUCACAGAGGGAUCAAAUGGUUAAAGCUGAACACAGGAACCCUCCAUCCCCAGAAGGCAGCCCUGUGGUGUUUGUGGACAGAUACCUGGAAAAGCACAUUACUCCAGUCACUCUGAAGUCUAACAUCAGGACAAACCCUCUGUACAUGGACAUAAGGCCAGUGGACACUGUGGACAAAGACAGAUUCAAGCCUUCCUGGACCGUCAAAGAAUACGACACACAAACAAUCCACGGCAACUUGGCAGAAUAUCUGAAGGGGAAGGAGAAAACUCCAAAAGAUCUGGACUUUUGGCUCGAAGACCUUUACACACCAGGAUUUGACUCGUUACUGAAGAGAAAAGAAGCAGAGCAGAAGAGGAGAAAACUCUGCAAAACUCUUUCUUUAAUCGUUUCUCUUUUUUGUUUAAUCCUUAUUAUUAUUAUUGUGCCUGUUGUGGUUCUACAAAAUAAAAACUGAUCUCGA